Erpetoichthys calabaricus (reedfish) is the source of this 540-nucleotide messenger RNA. RefSeq lists its product as uncharacterized. Lineage: Eukaryota; Metazoa; Chordata; Cladistia; Polypteriformes; Polypteridae. Bases 40 to 540 code for a protein of 166 amino acids. The transcript is spliced from 2 exons. The record is from RefSeq and is a predicted model, not a curated record.
GUUCCAUUCUGUCUCUGUAAAGCAGAGAAAAGGAAGAAGAUGAAGAACUGGUCAGCAAUGAUCACUUUACUAGCAAUUCUUACUUUGGCAGCACAUGAGACAUCAAGUGAUACAACAGCCUCCAUUAAUACCACAUCAUAUUCUAUAUCCAUGAGUGAAACGUCUUGGAAGACUGCGGACAACUCAACUCUGACUCAAAUAACUGGAUCAACGGAUUCACAGUCAACAACUCUGAAUUCAACCGCAAGUUCAACAGAUCCUAACUUUAAUCCUAAUGAGAUGACUACCACAAACACAACUAAAAAUUCAUCUUCUUCUGGCUCUACAACUAAUGCAAACACUGCUACAGGUUCUAUGUCUAUAACAGCAACUCCUUCGCUCAGUUCUGCAAAUGCCACCAGAAUAACUUCAGCUUAUGUGUCUACUAGUAUAACUUCUACUACCAAAUCAAGCACAAGUGUAUCUUCUAAAGUCACAAUUAGUAUCGCUGCAACUAUAAUUACAACCAGCACUUCUUCUCCACCUACGGAAAAUGGGUGA